GAGCUUAGCGCCGCCCGCGCUUCCGGAUCCGGUGGCCCCGCGCUCCGCCCGCGCCGCCGCGCUCCGCCAUGCCAUGUCCGCGCUGAGCUGGAAACCCUUCGUGUACGGCGGGCUCGCCUCUAUCGUGGCCGAGUUCGGCACGUUCCCUGUGGACCUCACCAAGACGCGCCUGCAGGUGCAGGGCCAGAGCGCCGAUGCGCGGUUCCGCGAGGUCCGGUACCGCGGCAUGUUCCACGCCCUCUUCCGCAUCUGCCGGGAGGAGGGCGGCCGCGCUCUCUACUCAGGGAUCGCCCCUGCCCUGCUAAGACAGGCAUCCUACGGCACCAUAAAGAUCGGCAUCUACCAGAGCUUGAAGCGGCUCUUUGUGGAUCGCAUGGAAGAUGAAACGUUGCUGAUCAAUGUCAUCUGUGGGGUGGUUUCAGGGGUGAUCUCCUCUGCGCUUGCCAACCCGACAGAUGUGCUAAAGAUCCGAAUGCAGGCUCAAGGCAGUUUAUUCCAGGGGGGCAUGAUUGGCAGCUUCAUUGACAUCUACCAGCAGGAGGGUACCCGAGGCCUCUGGAGGGGUGUUGUCCCAACAGCUCAGAGAGCUGCCAUUGUGGUUGGCGUGGAGCUGCCAGUCUACGACAUCACCAAGAAGCACUUAAUCCUGUCGGGCCUGAUGGGUGACACCAUCUUUGCCCACUUCGUUUCCAGUUUCACCUGUGGGCUGGCUGGUGCCAUUGCCUCCAACCCCGUGGACGUUGUGCGGACGCGGAUGAUGAACCAGCGGGCGAUUGUGGGCAACACAGAGCUCUAUAAGGGCACCCUGGAUGGGCUGGUGAAGACAUGGAAGAGUGAGGGCUUCUUUGCACUCUACAAAGGUUUCUGGCCCAACUGGCUUCGGCUUGGUCCCUGGAACAUCAUUUUUUUUAUCACAUACGAGCAGCUGAAGCGGCUUCCAUUCUGACAGCUGGCUUCACCCCCCCCGAGUCCUCUCCAGGACACGCAGCAGAGCUUUGCUGCAGCCUUCCUUCAUCUCACCAUCCCGUGUCUUGCUGUGUUGGUAAUUGUGGGUCUGGGCCCUCCCCUCCCCAAGUGCACAGUCCCUGGAGCAUGCUGUGGCUGAGGAGUACCUGGGAGGCUGGAGGCGGGUGCUGUGUGAGUUUUUGUGUCAGGGCAAGUGUGAAGGGUGUCUGAGCGGGCUUGAGCGGUAUCUUCUGUGAAGAUCUGGGUGCUCCCAUGGCCUUUGGAUGCUGCUGGGGGGGGUGGUUUGGCUCGUGUGUGCUGCUCGGCCAUGGUGGAGGCUGGGCUGGGCGGGUGCUGGCGUGUGUCUCACCUGGAACCUCAUUAAAUUAUUUACUGACUGGUGGCUGAGCCUGUGUUUGGGUGGGUUUUGCUGCAGGGACCCACAGCGCCUGCUCCAGCCAACCCGGGAGGGAGCAGCAGCUAUUCCUAAUGUUCAGCACACUCCAUGGGUCUUUCUUCUCCAAAUUGCUGUAUGUAAAAGCAGUCUUGAGGGUUCAUUACAAUAGAAAUGUUCUGAACCAAAGUAAUUGUUAGUGAUGAAACCAAGUUGCAAAACCUCAGUCUCUUACUGCUUACAUUGGGUUUGCUUUUAUCAUUUUUAAAGCAGGUUAAAUGUGAUUUCAAGCUGAAUUCAGACGUCCCACUACUUUAAGAUGGUGGCUCUAAUGUUGCUAGUGCUGAGCAGAACAUCAAGCAAGAUAUUUUGGUCUCUUAUUUAAUGUGUACGGUUGUGAAAGCCAACAGCUCUUGUGGUCCUACUCCCUGUCCUCAUUGUGGGGUGGCUUCAGGUCGGAUGAAGGUCCGUGGUGAAUUUCCUCCAUGCAAACUGCACAAGGGACGUUCAGACAAAGCCAGCCUGGACAAUGAGAACUGUGCUGUGAAGGUGUCGCUGCCUUGGGCCAGCGAGUGCAUGAGGAAGGGCACUCCAAGAAGCUCCUGGACUUGAGUCAUGCUCUGAACAGAGGUGAUACCCCAGGGCUAUGGCUCAGCAGGCUGUGAGGACUCUCCUCACAGUUAAACUGCAUUUGCAAGCUGUCAAAAAUGGGGAGCAGUGGAUUUGGAGUGGACAAGGUCCAUACUCCUCGCCUGGCCUCCCUCAUGGAGAAGGUUUCUAAACAUGACCAAGUAAAUCAAUACUGAUGUG
Molecule: messenger RNA, 2149 nt
Organism: Neopsephotus bourkii (Bourke's parrot)
Lineage: Eukaryota; Metazoa; Chordata; Aves; Psittaciformes; Psittacidae
Gene: SLC25A14
Product: solute carrier family 25 member 14
Exons: 9
Coding region: 74-946 (290 amino acids)
Biological process (GO): mitochondrial transport
Cellular component (GO): mitochondrial membrane
Source: RefSeq, a predicted model, not a curated record